Molecule: messenger RNA, 1663 nt
Organism: Aedes aegypti (yellow fever mosquito)
Lineage: Eukaryota; Metazoa; Arthropoda; Insecta; Diptera; Culicidae
Product: myrosinase 1-like
Exons: 3
Coding region: 80-1639 (519 amino acids)
Biological process (GO): carbohydrate metabolic process
Molecular function (GO): beta-glucosidase activity
Source: RefSeq, a predicted model, not a curated record
CUUCUAUCAGUAGUAGUUAUCUAGUAGAAGUGAAUGGUACAUAGUUAUCGCCUAGAACACUCAGAUCACUUGAACGCAAAUGUUUCUUAUCACUGUCACCAGCCUACUGGCGGUCGCCCACGCCGUCGAAUUCCCCGCCUACUUCCAGUUCGGCGUCGGCACGUCCGCCUAUCAAAUCGAAGGAGGCUGGGACGCGGACGGCAAGGGUGAAUCCGUUUGGGAUCGAUUGGUUCACCACCGCCACCAUCUAGAUGGAUUCGUCACAGAUGGCAGCACCGGUGAUGUCGCCUGUGACAGCUACCACCAGUGGCGUCGAGAUGUUCAGAUGGUGAAGGAACUGGGAGUGAACGUUUACCGAUUCUCGAUCGCUUGGAGUAGGGUUUUGCCGAUGGGAACGAGGGAUUCCUUGAAUCAGAAAGGAGUGGAGUACUAUAGCAAAUUGAUCGAUGAACUUCUAUCUAACGGAAUAACGCCCAUGGUAACGCUUCUGCAUAUGGAUCUUCCGCAAGCAUUGCAGGAUCUUGGAGGGUGGAUGAACCCUGACAUUGUCAGCUAUUUCGGCGAAUACGCUGAUGUAGCUUUUUCGACAUUUGGUGAUCGUGUUCAGCUGUGGACCACGAUCAACGAACCCGGCCAUUACUGUAUGGGCGGUGAGGUUAUUGCCGAUCCGUUCUACAAUGGAGUCACGGAAUACCAUUGCGUUCACAACUUGGUGAAAGCUCAUGCGGAAGCUGUGCAUUUGUAUCGGGCGCGAUAUCAGCAACGGCAGAGAGGGAGCAUUGGGAUUUCUUUGGGCGCCACGUGGUCAGAACCGGAAAAUGAUUCCGUGGAUGAUCGGGAAGCUACCGAGUGGGGCUUACAGUUCGAGUUGGGCUGGAUCGCUCAUCCGAUUUUCGUCGGAGACUAUCCCCAAGUGAUGAAGGAUCGAGUGACGAACUUGAGCGCGGAGCAGGGAUUCAAGGAAUCGAGACUUCCGAGUUUCAGCGAAGAGGAGAUAGAUCGAAUCAAGGGAACGGCUGACUUUUUAGGGUUGAACAGUUAUACUAGUUCAUUGGUGAAGAAGAACGGCUUGGACAAUCCAGCGGGUUACAAAGUACCGUCGCACGGUCACGAUUCCGGGAUCGUGCGAAGUGUCGAUCCAAGUUGGCCAUCUUCGGAGGCUUCCUGGAUAAAGGUCGUACCGGAGGGUCUGAGGAGGCUGCUCAACUGGAUUCGGGUCGAAUACGACAAUCCAUCGGUGUGGAUAACGGAGAAUGGAGUUGCGACGGCGGUCGGGACUGUGGAUGAGAGACGUGUGGAUUACUUGAACGGCCAUCUUGGAGCGACACUGGACGCCAUUAAAGAUGGCUGCAAUGUCCGUGGAUACCUGGCGUGGAGUUUAAUGGACAACUUUGAGUGGAACUUCGGCUAUACGUUGAAGUUUGGGUUGUACCACGUGGAUUUUGACAGCCCGAAUCGUACACGCUACGCAAAGAUGUCCGCCAAAGUGUAUCGAAACAUUGUUCAAACUAGACAAAUCAAUGACAAAUAUCGACCAAAACCGGAUGUGGUGAUCCCAAAUGCUUCACGGGCCUCGACGAUUUUCUGGGCAGGUCUUUCGAUUGUUGCGAUUGCUGUUGUGUAUCAGUAUUUUCUAUGAAUAAAUCGUUGUUUGUCGGAAGAA